Molecule: messenger RNA, 917 nt
Organism: Dissoconium aciculare CBS 342.82
Lineage: Eukaryota; Fungi; Ascomycota; Dothideomycetes; Mycosphaerellales; Dissoconiaceae
Exons: 1
Coding region: 203-751 (182 amino acids)
Source: RefSeq, a predicted model, not a curated record
CCUGGCCGUGCUGUAGCCGUCUAUCUGUUGAGCGAGCAACCGUCAGCAACGAUUUGAUAAGGCCCAUUCGUUGUUGUCACCACUCUCCAACACGUAUGAGCAGGAUGUCUGGACGCCUAGGGUGUCCAUCGUCGUCAGAGCAAUACGGACUGUUCAGAGUGCAACCAGAAAGAUGUGAAUCUCCCGAUCAGAGCUGCGCAGAAUGUGCCACCUGCGCUUCGACCCCAGAUUUGCCUCUAUAUAUCUCAAGAGACGACUUCGCGAUGGUAUUUUGUUGAUCGCCCCGGAUAUGAGAAUAACACAUGUGGCCUGUGCCUGGCUCGUGCCUGAAUGCGAAUGGCCUUGUACUCAAGCCACCGAACUGCCACACUGCUUCCAGACUCUGAGGUGCACUCGGCUGCUCAGUCUUGUCCUGCGUCAUAUCCUUAAGCGAGAUGGUGUAUAUCUCCACAAUUUUUUCGCGAUCUUCAAGUGGCGAUGUUACCCAGACAUUUGGAGGUGCAUCGGGGCCCAGCCACACCCAGAGGACUCCACUCCGACGGCAGCUGAACCAGAUAAGAACCCUGGCUUUUGGUCGUCUCUUUGCUUGGCGGUGGCUGACUUAUCAACAGCACAUGACGGAUUUGCGUAUGGCUCCCGAAAAGCGACUGUUCCUAGGAAUCCUGUCGCGCGUAUGUGCCCUAUGAUCUUUCGACGCCAUCUGUUCAUCGGCAACAUUUACCAUCUGUUCCAAUGUCACCGUCAGAGUUGACAACCUGCCGGAUUGCCGAAAGCUAUGACGCACAUUUUCGGAGGGUGUCCCGAUCGCUGUAGAUCUGCCUCAACAAUUGUAUUCAUUGUCCUCACAAACACCGAGCACUGAAGCCAGCCUCGGCUCAUGCUAAAUGACAACAUACCUCAGGAACAGACCGGUCCCU